This is a messenger RNA of Pezoporus flaviventris, 706 nucleotides long. It is a transcript of the gene AAMDC, whose product is annotated as adipogenesis associated Mth938 domain containing. The record is from RefSeq and is a predicted model, not a curated record. Gene Ontology annotation, biological process: positive regulation of fat cell differentiation. Gene Ontology annotation, cellular component: cytoplasm. Lineage: Eukaryota; Metazoa; Chordata; Aves; Psittaciformes; Psittacidae. The transcript has 4 exons. Bases 45 to 413 code for a protein of 122 amino acids.
CCCCACCUUCAACCGGUCAUGCAGAACUUUGGUUCAACUUUGUGAUGUCUUCCCCUGAAAUUGCUUCCCUUUCGUGGGGUCAGAUGAAGGUGAAAGGCUGCUCCACAACAUACAAGGACUGCAAAGUCUGGCCAGGAGGAAGCCGAACUUGGGACUGGCGAGAAACUGGGACUAAUCAUUCUCCAGGAGUGCAACCAGCUGACCUUGAAGAAGUGGUCAAGAAGGGUGUUAAAACUGUGGUGAUUGGUCGUGGCAUGAGUGAGGCGUUGCAGGUUCCAGCAUCCACUGUGGACUAUCUGAAGAAAAACGGGAUCGAUGUGUUGGUGUUGCAAACAGAGAAGGCUGUGGAGCAGUACAACGCCCUGGCUGCACAGGGUGUCAAAGUAGGGGGGGUCUUCCAUUCAACCUGCUGACUCCUGGCAGCUCCAUGACCACACAAAUCACAGGCACAUCCCUCCGUUGCAUCAAAUUACAGGCAAGAGAGCGUGGAGUUCCAGGCCAAGGUGUUUGUGCCCUGACACUGAAAUGCAAAGGCAGUUUAUUAGAUUGAAACCAAUCAAGUGCUUACAAAAGGGGGUUGGUAAUGAAAUCACUGAAUUAUAGAACCAUUUCCAUGCGUUCUUGAGACUGAUUUAACCUGAACACUGUCAUAUUUUGAUUACUUAGCUCUUCACCUGUUUGCUAAAUUAAAAUGCUAAGUUUUGAA